This is a messenger RNA of Chanos chanos (milkfish), 2841 nucleotides long. Its product is annotated as MAM domain-containing glycosylphosphatidylinositol anchor protein 2-like. Lineage: Eukaryota; Metazoa; Chordata; Actinopteri; Gonorynchiformes; Chanidae. Gene Ontology annotation, biological process: homophilic cell-cell adhesion; synapse organization. Gene Ontology annotation, cellular component: plasma membrane; neuronal cell body; axon. Gene Ontology annotation, molecular function: axon guidance receptor activity; protein binding. The record is from RefSeq and is a predicted model, not a curated record.
AUGAUCCAGAAUCUGACCUUUGUCCUCCUUUUGCUCCUAGCUCCCCCUACGGUUCGAAUCAUACACUCAGGCCACGCGUGUAACAUUGAGGAGGAGAGGUACACGGAGAGGGUGUACACCAUCCGGGAGGGGGAGACGCUGGAACUGGCCUGUCUGGUCACAGGGCAUCCACGGCCACAGAUCCGAUGGACGAAGACAGCGGGCAGCGCGUCAGACCGCUUCCAGGACUCCAGCGUGUUUAACGAGACCCUCCGCAUCGUUAAGAUCCAGAGGCACCAGGGGGGGCGCUAUUACUGCAAGGCUGAGAAUGGACUGGGUUCACCUGCCAUCAAGUCCAUAAGAGUGGACGUCUACUAUCUGGACGAUCCCGUGGUGACGGUGCACCAAAGCAUAGGGGAGGCUAAGGAACAGUUCUACUACGAGAGGACGGUGUUCCUACGCUGCGCGGCUAACUCCAACCCUCCUGUACGCUACAGCUGGAGACGAGGGCGGGAGUUCCUGUCGCAGGGUUCAGAUAAGGGCGUGGAGAUCUACGAGCCCUUUUUUACACAGGGGGAGACUAAGAUACUAAAACUGAAGAACCUUCGACCUCAGGAUUAUGCCAACUACACCUGCACGGCGUCUGUCCGAAGCGUUUGUGGAAUCCCGGACAAGAGCGUCAUGUUCAGACUCACCAACAAAACAGCAUCCCCCACUAUUAAGCUCCUGGUGGAGGACCCCAUAGUGGCCAACCCCGGGCAGACGGUGACCCUGGUGUGCAUCACCUCCGGCGGGGAGCCGACGCCCUCGCUGACGUGGACGCGGAACGGGGAGGACCUUCCCAAGAAGAGCGUCCUGAACAGCGGCACCCUCACGCUGCCGGACGUCACCACGGACGACGCCGGCGUCUACGGCUGCGUCGCCAACAACAACGUGGGCAACCCUGCCAAAAAGUCCACCAACAUAAUCGUCAGAGCUCUGAAGAAGGGGCGGUUUUGGAUCACGCCAGACCCAUACCAUAACGACGACAACAUCCAGAUUGGGCGGGAAGUCAAGAUCUCCUGUCAGGUGGAGGCCACGCCCCCCGAGGAGCUCCAGUUCAGCUGGUUGAAAAACGGCCGCCCCUUGCGCAGCUCGGAACGCAUGGUCAUCACCCAGACCGACCCCGACGUCGCGCCGGGCACCACCAACCUCGACAUCAUCGACCUCAAGUUCACCGACUUCGGUACCUACACCUGCAUGGCCUCGCUGAAGAACGGGGGCAUCCCCGAAAUCAGCAUCGACGUCAACAUCUCCUCCACCACCGUUCCACCCAACCUCACGGUCCCGCGGGGGAAGUCGCCGUUGGUUACGCAGGAGGGCGACACGGUGGAGCUGCAGUGCCUGGUCUCUGGGAAACCCAAACCCAUAAUCCUCUGGUCCCGCGCCGACAAGGAGGUGCCCAUGCCGGACGGCUCCAUGACGACGGAGAGCUACGACGGUGUGCUCCGCAUCGUCAACGUGUCGCGGGAGAUGACGGGCUCUUACCGCUGCCAGACGAGCCAGUACAACGGUUUUAACGUCAAACCGCGGGAGGCUGUCGUGGAACUUAUCGUUCAGUAUCCUCCCGCGGUGGAGCCGGUGUACACGGAGAUCCGACAGGGACUGGGCCGGGCCUUCACGCUGACCUGCAGGGUUCUGAGGGCCCACCCGUCACGGGUUCUGAAGUACGAGUGGAAGCUGGGCACCAGGCUGCUGACGGUGGGCGAGUUCAACGCACGAGACGAGACGGAGUACCACGUGAGGGCUCUGAAUCGCGAGGGCUACGGCGAUUACACCUGCGACGUCACCAACGAGGCGGGGGCAGGACGCUGCACCUUCACGGUCACAGGCAAGGCCUUCCCUCCGGAGUUUUACUACGACACGUACAGCGCGCUGUGGCAGAGCAAGGCUGACGUGUAUGGCUUUAAACUCCAGUGGACGCAGAUGAACCCCAACGCCGUGGACCGGAUCAUGGCCUACCGCCUCGGCAUCAAGCAGACAGGACAGCAGCGGUGGUGGGAGCAGGAGAUCCCAAUCGAGGGAGUGAUCAAAAAAGGAGAGCUCCUCACCUACAACCUGACCAAGCUCAUCAAACCCGAGGCCUACCAGGUCCGACUGACCCCCAUCACCCGCUUUGGUGAAGGAGACUCCACGGAGAGGAUUAUCCGAUACAGCGCCCCCGUCAACCCUCACUGGACCAAGUUCCACUGCAGCUUCGAGGACGAGGCCAUAUGCAUGUUCACUCAGGACAAGACGGAUGAAUUUGAUUGGACCAGACACAGUGCCGCUACCAGGGACACCAAGUACACGCCCAACACGGGGCCCAGCAGCGACCGAACCGGCUCCAAGCAAGGUUACUACAUGUACAUCGAGACGUCGCGGCCUCGGCUGGAGGGAGACAAGGCACGGCUGUUGACCCCGUCUUUCAACAUCGCCCCUAAAAACCCUUACGGAACCAUAGUCACAAACCCCACCUACUGUUUCAGCCUCUACUACCAUAUGUAUGGGAAACAUAUAGGGACGCUGAGUGUGUAUUUACAGCAGAAGGGGCAGACAGGUCAGGAGAACUCCAUAUGGACCCUGAGUGGGAACCAGGGAGACCGUUGGAGGCAAGCCAGGGUCAACAUUCAGCCCACCUCGUCUUUUCAGAUUGUAAUAGAAGGUGUUCGCGGCCCUGGCAUCGAGGGCGAUAUUGCCAUUGAUGAUGUGGCCAUUGAGGAGGGAGAGUGUCGGGACCCACCCCCCAACAGCAAUCUGAGGUCUCUGGCCCCUCCCACUGCUAACCAUAUAUGGCAGCUGAGCUUCACCCUGUUCUUGGUUCUGAUUGGUCAUCAAAGGUGA